Molecule: messenger RNA, 2326 nt
Organism: Zingiber officinale
Lineage: Eukaryota; Viridiplantae; Streptophyta; Magnoliopsida; Zingiberales; Zingiberaceae
Exons: 2
Coding region: 90-551 (153 amino acids)
Source: RefSeq, a predicted model, not a curated record
GUUUGCUGUUGCUUCUUCUUGUUGUUGCUGGUCGAGAUUCCUUUCCGGUCUUUCCCUUCCCGCCGUGCUCCGCUGUGACUGGGGUGAACAUGCUGCUUUCUGACCUGAUCUGCUUUCGUUUGGCGACCUGUUCGGGCUCUGGGUUCGGCAUCGGCGUCACAGAAGAGGCAUUGAUAAUUUGGGGUGAUUGCGGAGGAGGCGGGGACCGGGUUGUCGUCGCUACAGGUCUAGGGGACGGAGGGGAUGGGUUCGUUGCUGGACCUCUGUCACAACUCACAGUCCUCGGCGACACCAGGUGUUGCCGCAUUGGGGUCCUUGCCGGAGCCGGCACCGCCGUGGCUGAUUUUGGGAAUUCUGAUAGUGAAGAGGUUGUGGCGUCGGUCCGAGACGGCGUGGAUGGGUUGUCACCGGUGCUGCUGUCACAAGCCUCGGCGACGCCAGACUUUGCAGCAUCGGAGUCGUCGCCUGCAUCACGGCUGCUGGUUUCGGGGCCUCAUUCGGUGAAGGCGUCGCGCGUUGGUCGCUUGUGUAGGCUGUGGUGUCGCCUCUAGCUGGGUUGGUACCGGCGACGGAGGUGAUAACUCUGUUGUUUGGGCUGGCAACAGAGGUGUUCGACCAAAUAACACUGAGGUUUGGCGAACCAGUGGCACGGAGGGAGGUUGCGCCGGCGGAGAUAGCAGGUCCAUACGACCCCUGCGAAGCCAGCCGGAGCAGCCACGGGCGUCCGGCCGGUUGCUUCGCCAUCGCCAAGCACUUCUCUUAAGAUUAUGGGAUGGCGAAGACGUGAGAGGCUCCGAUGCCCUAUUCGUAGCCAAGGCGGUGGGGGAGGAGACGCUCGAGCUGCAUUGCUGAAGAAGACCUGCAAUGAUUUGAGAGGCGCCUUCUAUCUGAAAGCGAUGUGCUCUUCUUCAGCUCAUUGCCCAACCCACCGUUCCUUUCUCCGUCGCCAAAAGGAUCCCGUUUGAAUUCUUCCACUGCUGCGGCGCCUCCUUUAACCAGAGUGUGCACGUGAACAAUGAUCAAACAAGUUGUUGACAUUACAAUGGACAAAGAUCAGCAAAAAUGGCAACAUUUCUUACUGCUUGUCAACGAGAAUGCUUUUACCAACAAGACAAGGGAGUCAUUUGAGGAACAAUGAAUAGCAACACGUACAAAGAAGGGGAAAAAGGGUGGAGUUUUUAAACUUGUAGAGUGCUUCUGGAGGAAGACCAGACCAAACCACGAGGUAAAACGCCACAUCCACCGGCGGGCGAACAACCCAAAUGAAGUGUUGGUUGUAGAAUACAAGGUUUUGGUACCCAUUCAAUAGUAGUAGUAAGAGGAGCUGCCGAGCUGGAAGCUGUCGGAGGCGACGUCGUCAACCGCCGGCAUUGGCCCGAACAGGGGGCUGUGCACGUAGCCUUCAUCGAAGAGGAUCCCGUGCGCGGUCGGGGAGUCGUAUCCGUUGAACUCCCCGGCGUCGCACCACGCUGCUGAUCCCGCUGCCCCUAGCUCUGUCGGGAGAUCCUCAGCAGCCGGGAUAACACUGGUCUCCCAUGCUGAUGGCCCCGCUGGAACCACCGGCUGAGACGGGGGAUGCAUUGCGUUUGUGUAUUGGAAACCGCCCUCCGGCUGCUGUUGGUAAUAGUAAUGAGCUGCGCCGUCGUUGUUGGACGAGCUACUUGCGAAAGAAUUGUAGCCGUCGUGAGUUCCGAGAGAGGCAAAGGUAGUCGUGCGAUGGACGGGCUCCUGCGGUGCGGGGGCCGGUGGAGGGGGGUAAAGGAAGGUGGAGGGCGGGGGUUGGAGGUCCGGUGAGAGGAAGGGAGUGACUGAGGAGCCCGGCGGGAGGUCGGGGUAGGCGAAGUUGGUGCGGGCACCGGCGCCGCGCAGGGUGCGAGCGGCGCAGUCAUACGCCACGGCCGCUUCCUCUGCCGUGUCGAAGGUACCCAACCAGUGCCGCUCCUUGGUCGCCGGGGCGCGUAUUUCGGCUGCAUACCGUCCCCAUGGCCGGCGCCUCACACCCAGAUACCUGCUGCUGCCACCAGUGUCCCUAUUGCCAUUGGCCUCAUUGUUGCUGCUGUUGUCGUGCGGUUUCUUUUGUUGCCUGCGUUUGCUUUGCUUGUCCUGAGUGAGAUCAGAGCUUGUAGCAGAGGAGGAGAAGACGAAGGAAAAACCCAUUGGAGAGUGAGAGCUAGAGAAUAAUGAUGUCGAGAUUUGCGUUCGUUUGGUGGUGGAAGAGUUUGUAUGGUGUUGACUUAUAUACUAGCAGCGGUAGUGGUGACUGGUAGAAGAAAUAUAUGGAUAUACAUAUUAUAUAAAAAGGUUGUGCCAUGCUUUAGAUGAUCAA